Messenger RNA from Scheffersomyces amazonensis, 1322 nucleotides. RefSeq lists its product as uncharacterized. Gene Ontology annotation, molecular function: glyoxylate reductase (NADPH) activity; NAD binding; hydroxypyruvate reductase [NAD(P)H] activity. The record is from RefSeq and is a predicted model, not a curated record. The coding region runs from base 103 to 1200 and encodes 365 amino acids. Lineage: Eukaryota; Fungi; Ascomycota; Pichiomycetes; Serinales; Debaryomycetaceae. The transcript has a single exon. Gene Ontology annotation, cellular component: cytosol.
UUAUUGUAUUUAUAGGGAUGCAUAUCCCCCUUUCUCUAAUCGUAGGAAGAAUUUAAUAGUAUAUUAAAUAUAAUUCUUCAAGGUUAGUAAUCCCCAAAAACAAUGACUAUUAAACAAAAAGUAUUAUUCAUUGGGAAGUUAAAUACCCAAGCUGAAAUAUAUAAACAAUUCCAUCGUACUUUUGAAUGUAUACAUUAUCAGAUCUCUUCAAAAGAAGAGUUGAUCCAAGAUUUCCAAACUAAUUUAGCCGAUGUUGAAGCCAUUUAUGGUGGUUGGGGUGGAUUCGAUUCAGUUGGAGGUUUUAAUGGUGAAGUAUUAGAAUUUUGUCCACCUGCAUUAAAAAUUGUUGCUAUUUGCUCUAUUGGAUAUGAUGGAUAUGAUGUAAAUGGAAUGCGUAAAAAGGGUAUAACUCUUACAAAUGUUCCAUCUAUGAUUGCAUCUGAAGCUGUUGCUGAUUUGGUUUUAUAUAAUACAAUUCUGAGUUUCAGAAAUUUCAAAUUUUUUGAAAACAAUUUUAAAGAUAAAUAUACUAAUACUGGAGUGUUAAGAACUUCUUUAGUUCAUAGCAAAUUUGAUUCCUUUAAUGGACAACCAAUUAUUAAGCCUAUUACUGGUCACUCGUUUGCUCAUUCUGCAUGUGGAAGAGAAAUCUUAUCACCUCGUGGACAUAAUGCUGUUAUUGUAGGAUUCGGAAGUAUUGGUAAAUUAAUUGGUCAAAGAUUAUCUUCAAUUGGAAUGAAUGUUCAUUAUAUUAAAAGAUCAAAAAUGUCAGAUAGUGAGGCCUCUCAAUUGGGAUAUGAAGCUACUUACCAUGCAUCAUUAUCUGAAGUUAAUGAUAUUGUUGAUUUGUUAAUUAUUGCUUGUCCCGGAUCUGCUCAAACAAAACACAUGAUAAAUGAGACAACUAUCAAUGCUAUAUCUAAACCAUUCAGAAUUAUAAAUAUUGGUAGAGGUUAUAUUAUUGAUGAAAGAGCUUUAAUAGAAGGUUUAAGAAGUUCCAAGAUCUUGUUUGCUGGUUUAGAUGUAUUUGAAUAUGAGCCAGUUGUUAAUCCUGAUUUAAUAGGUAGACAAGAUGUAGUUUUAACUCCUCACAUCGGAUCUUCAACUACUGAAAAUUUUAAUUAUACCAUGUGUACUGCCAUGGAGAACAUCAAAACAGUACUUUUAAACAUAGACGGUGAUAUCACCAGAGUCAAUUAAUUCAUCGAGAUUCUCAUUUUAUAUAUUCUUCAUUUUUCAGUUCUACAUCUUACAUAUGUCUUUGGUAUUAUAGAGUUUUUUAAUAGAUAAUUUGCAAAUAUUUUUAAAAAUUUUGUUUGCUG